This is a messenger RNA of Actinia tenebrosa (Australian red waratah sea anemone), 673 nucleotides long. RefSeq lists its product as uncharacterized. NCBI's taxonomy places the organism in Eukaryota, Metazoa, Cnidaria, Anthozoa, Actiniaria, Actiniidae. The record is from RefSeq and is a predicted model, not a curated record.
UGUGGCUACGAUUACCAAUAUUGAAAUUACUUUUUUAUACGUUUUACACGAAAUAUUAUUUAGAGAUGUUAUGACAACUAUUCCCUCACGGCACAAGAAUAGCACUUGUACACCAUCUUCAUUUUCAGGUUUUGCUUCUUGCAGAAUUGUCAUUGACUGCACUGAUAUUGAGGUUGCAACCCCAAGGCUAAUGAGCCAGCAAAGUGCAACUUAUUBCAGUUAUAGGGKGAUGAAUUCGUUUAAGGUUUUAGUUGGUGUUGCACCUAAUGCAGUCAUUACUUAUGUUAGUCCUCUUUUUCCCGGGUCAAUAUCAGACAAAGAAAUUGUUGACAGCUCASGGUUUUUAAAGCACUUAGAGGCAGGGGACUUGAUUUUAGCAGACAAGGGAUUCCUUAUUGAAAAUAUUGUCCCAGUUGGCGUCUCUGUAAAUAUUCCCCCUUUUUUAAAUAAUGGAAGAUUCACUGAAAGUGAAGCUAAGGCAACCAAGUCAAUUGCUAAGUGCCGUAUUCAUGUUGAAAGAGCCAAUGCUAGGCUGAAAGAUUUUAAAAUUUUGAGUUUUGUACCUUCUUAUCUUAGAUGUCAUGCAGAUAUUCUUUUUCAGUUGGUUGCUGCAUURGUAAACCUUCAAUUCCCUCUUAUAAAAGAGGUCUGUGAAGGGACAAAUUUUGACUAG